UUCCCAACUCAACACAGAAACACAAACUCUGUAUCUUUCUCCGGCGUAAAAUAUAAUUCCUUUCUCUCAAUGGGAGACCACAAUCAGCCAUUCCUCUCGGUCUCCGGCGACCCAGAAUGCGCUCCGGUACACGACGACAACGUCGUUGAUGACGCCCUCCACCGGCCGCAGGGAUCCAGCCAGAGUAAGCUGCUUCUCGCCGUUUUCUCCGGAAUUUUCGUGGUCUGCUUGAUCCUCGCCGGAGGCUACGAUAAAUCCGGCGUCGUUAAGAUCCACCAAUUGGAAGGCGGAGAUGAGAUGGGUGUUGGCCCAAUAGAGAUGCCAGCUGGAAGUGCGACAAUUAGGCCCUCUGUUUCCCGAGGGAAAUCGGCCGGCGUGUCGGAGAAGCCUAACUUAUCACCGCAGCAAUUGCUCGGCGGCGGGGAAGGAAGCGGCGACGGGCUGUCGGAGGACUUCCCGUGGAACAACAGUAUGCUGUCCUGGCAAAGGACGGCGGUCCACUUCCAGCCGGAGAAGAAUUGGAUGAACGAUCCCAACGGUCCACUCUUCUACAAAGGAUGGUACCACUUCUUCUACCAAUACAACCCGAACGGCGCCGUUUGGGGCGACAUUGUGUGGAGUCACGCGGUUUCCCGCGACCUGAUCCACUGGCUCUACCUCCCAUUGGCCAUGGUGGCGGCAGGGGCGGACCCAGGGUGAUUUAGGGGUGUCCCCGUACACCCCUAAAUUUUGAGAAAACGAUUAUCCAACCCCCAGUGGUAAUUUAUGUAUGGACAAAAAAAAUAUAAUUGAUAGUGAGGGACACCCCUUAAAUUUGAAAAAAUGAUUAUCCUACUGUCAUAUAGGAAUAUAAGUGGUAGGUUGGAUAAUUCAAAUCUAGAAUACUAUUAUCAUUAAUAAACUUAAUUUCCGUUGAGCUAACUCAUUUGUUGUUCGAUUUUGAAUAAUGUGUAAUAGUAAAAUGGCAUUCCCUAU
This is a messenger RNA of Linum trigynum, 975 nucleotides long. Lineage: Eukaryota; Viridiplantae; Streptophyta; Magnoliopsida; Malpighiales; Linaceae. The record is from the annotation of a GenBank genome assembly.